Parus major (Great Tit) is the source of this 2955-nucleotide messenger RNA. It is a transcript of the gene CCDC183, whose product is annotated as coiled-coil domain containing 183. Bases 1451 to 2815 code for a protein of 454 amino acids. NCBI's taxonomy places the organism in Eukaryota, Metazoa, Chordata, Aves, Passeriformes, Paridae. The transcript is spliced from 10 exons. The record is from RefSeq and is a predicted model, not a curated record.
GUUUGGGUGCACAAGUGUUUGCCCUGAAAUCGUCCUGUUCCUGGUGGGACUCAGAGUGGUCCCUGACAGCUGCCACUGCCACAGUGGAAGACAAAGCUGGAAUGCUUCUGUGCCCCCUCCAAGAGCUCAUUAACCAGUUGUUAAUGAAGCUGUUCCGUGCAGAAGUGUGGCUGAGCAGUUGUGUGGCAGUUGGCAGUGCCGUGGUGACAGUUCCAGGGUGGAACCCUGCACUCACAGCCCUGUGGCACCUCCCAGGGCAGCAGGGCCUGGGCUGCUCUCGGGGGGAUCUGGGCAUGGUGGGCCGAGGGAUGGAGGCCCCCGGCAGCGCUCGGGGCCCCAAGGCCGAGCUGAGCCAGCUCAGCCAGGAGCUGCGUGUCCUCGUGGCCCUGCAAGGUGCUGCCUCGGGCUGCUCGGGGACAGGGGGGUCACAGCCCCCUCGUCCCCUGCGCUGCCAUGGGCUGCCUGAUGUCCCCCAGAGCAAGGCAGGAAGAUUUUCAGUCAGUCCUGUGAGGAGAAGCUCCGUCAGAACAGGGAGCUGCUCCCCAGCCUGCAGACGGCUUUGCAAGAGGAUUCCAGCGCCCUGAAAUUUGUCCUGAAGGUACCAGCGAGUGCCUCCUGCUGCAGCCCUGCCUGCUGCUGCACCCCCAGCUCCUCCAGGAGCACAGGGCUGUGCCACUGCCAGGCUGACAGUGCCCAUGUCUGUCCCUCCCCUGCCCACAGUACAACAGACUGCCCGUUAAGGAUGAUUUUGGAGAGGGCCGGGAGCUCGUUUCAGCCACUGAGAGCCUGGAGGUAACAGCAGGGCCGGGAGCAGCAGCUGCUGGCAGGGGCUGGGGCUCUGGGGACACUGGGAAGAGCAGUGCAUGGCAGAGGGACACGGGGCUGUGUGGGGACAUGGGGUGUUCACAUCUGGUCCCGUGGGUCCCCUCCUGCCAUGGGACCCAUCCACGCAGCCCCUUUGUCCCACCAGGCCUGGCUGUCCCACCCCACGUGUCCCUGGCACUGCCCGGGCUCCUACAGUGUCCAGUCACAUCCCUGGCAGGGAGAGGCUGUCCCUGCCCUUCACUGCCUGUCCCAAGGUUGUGUCCUGGUUAUAAACCCGUGGAGAUUGAGGCUCUGUGCCCACGGAGCUGCCUUUGCCCAGAGGCCUCUUGCAGGCACAGAGCAGUGUGGCCUCUCUCUAACAUCCCCAUCUGGGCCCUGAUGGAUUUUAUUGAUCCCCAGCCCUGCUCCCUGCUAUGCAGAGCCCCUAAGCCCAGCCCAGCCCUGCCAUCAGCAGUUCCCACCUCUGCCUUACCCCAGCCAGCCCCCAGAGCAAAGCUCUCCCAGACCCCCUCCUGUCAAACCAGUGACAGCAUCCUGGAGUGUCUCAGUGUCCCCAGCUCUGCCUUGGGGGGUUUUCUGGGCAGCACCCCCUUCUCCUGCAGCAUCCAGCCUGGGAAAUGGUCUCAUGCCCAUCCAGGUGGCCAUAAAGAAGACGGAGGCCAAAGUCCAUGAGCAGGUGAAGGUGUGUGACAUGCUGCUGCACCAGCUGAGGCAGUGGAGCCAGGCCAGGGAUGAGCGCCAGAGGCGCCUGCAGGAGCUGCAGGAAGCUGAGACAGACCCUAAGUGGCAAGAGCCACAGCUGCAGACCAUUCGCCAGCUGGGCAAUGACAUCGAGAAGAUGCUCAUGAAAAUCCAGAGUGGGGAGAUCAUGACCAAGCUGUACCUGCAGCUGCAGGAGGUCCUGAGGAGGGAGCUGGUGUACCUGCCUCGAUACCUGGACCUCCUGUGUGGCAUGACUGUGAUGUACCACGAGGAGCUCACGGCCCGGAGCAGCCUCAAAGCCAACGAUGCCAUCAGGAAACUCAUGGCCGAGGCAGGACCACAGGUCCGUGUGGAGAAACAUCUCAGGGAUCAGUCCCUGGCUGAGCAGAGGAAGCACAUCGAGAGCCUGCGGCGGCAGGAGGAGAGCGAAAGGCAGCAGAGGCAGCAAGCUGUGUCCAUGCUCUCCGCAGAGCACGACCAGAGCUCCUCGGACGUGCUGGCAGGUGCUGACAUAAAGGCUGCCAUGGCCAGGAUGGAGCGUGAGGCCUUUGUGACCGACAAGAUGGAGAAGGCAAAGACUGCCCUGCAGUGCUCCUGCCUCUGGGACAUCCCCAGCAGCAUCCAGGCCCAGAGGAAAUCCCUGCUCAGCCUGCAGCAGCACAUCGAUGAGUGCAGUGACAGGAAGAAGGAGCUGAAGAAGACGCUGCAGGAGCUGGAGUUGAAGCAGGCUAAAGUGAAGUUUAACCAGCCCGUCAGCACCACCAGGCUGCGAGAGGAGGAGCUGAGGGAGAACCUGAAGCAGGAAGAGGCCCGGCUGGAGCAGAUGCGAGCACAGAUGUUGAAGAACCAGCAGCGCCUGAUCGAGUUUGAGAACAUCAUUGACAACCUGUUCCUCCGCCUGCAGGGCAUCGUCAUCCCCGGCCAGGAGGACUCUGCUCCCGUGGUGGGGCUGGAGGAGAAGCUGCAGCACUGUGAGAAGAAGAUGCAGUUCCUGAAGGAGAAGGUGGCAGCCCGGCCCGAGGACAGCACUGACGAGCGCAGUGAGGUACAGGGGACACACACAGGGCCCUCACAGGUGGCCACCCCAGUCAUCCUCAGCAAGCCACGGGGAAGGGCCACGGAGCAGCUCAGCCCAGGAUGGCACUGGGCACCCAUGGGGUUCCUCGUGUGGCACCCUCGGGUUGUGACACCCACCUGCCCUCCAGCACUUAACCCAGGCUCUCUCAGACUUUUGCCAGGGUCAGGAACCUUCUGGAGAAAAGAACUGCAGGUGAAACACAGAACCUGAAGAUUUCCUUCAAGGAUGAAGGUGCUCUGGAAGAUGACACCUUGGACUUUGAAGAUGAAGACCAUGACUACGUCCCCAGCAGGGAGGACAUCAAGAAGCAGGGGCUGCAGCUGAUCAGAAUGAAGACCAGACGUCGCAAG